AUGAUGAAAUCUGAUAUUUCAAAUGCAGAAGCUUUGAACCCUGCAGCUGAAAGCCAUGGAACAUCUGCUCAGUUUGGAUCAAAAAUUAGUAGAAACAAGGAGAACUUUGUCUUUGUGGAAAAAACUACUUUCGGCAACAUCCAACAAAAACUGAAAAGUUUGCAGCAGCAACUGGAUGAUCUUCAACAACCAGGACAAACUCUGGACAAUACUGACAAAGUAGUUGAGCUAGAGAAAGAAAUAAAUGAAUGGCACAUAGAGGAGGAAUUCUACAAGCAAAAAUCAAGAGAUAAAAGUUUUCAUGAAGCAAAUCAGAACACAAAGUAUCUUCAUGUACAAGCCAAUAAAAGGAGGGCACGAAAUAGAAUUGAAUCCUUACAAAGACCAAAUGGUAGUUGGUGCAGUGGAAGAGACAAUCUAGAAAAUAUGCUUACAAAUCACUUUCAAACAAUUAUGAGUACUACUGAUCCAACACAAGACAAUGACCUCCUCAACAUACUACCAGAAUGCAUUACAGAGGAAGACAACACAUCUCUUGUCAAAGUUCCAUAUAUAGAUGAAAUUGAAGCAUCUCUCAAAAACAUGCAUCCAUGGAAAGCACCUGGACCAGACGGCUUUCCACCAGGUUUUUUUCAGUCUCAAUGGGAAGUUGUGAAACAUGAUGUCAUAAAAAUGGCUUCUUAUGUUCCGGGCAGGCAGAUAAGUGACAAUAUGCUUAUGGCACAAGAACUCAUCCACUGUAUGAAGAGAAAGAAAACAAAAAAAAAAGGUUACAUGGCUUUAAAACUUGACAUGAGCAAGGCUUUUGAUCGAGUAAAGUGGACAUUUCUAAACAAUGUUAUGAGAAAGCUUUUAACAGCAAAUGGUGUCAACUGGCUGAAAACUCAAAAAAAAUUGCAAGGAAUUAAGAUAUCAAGGAAUGCUCCACAAGUUACUCACUUUAUUUUUGCAGACGGUUGCUUGUUGUUUGAAAAAGCCGACAUGCAGAAUGUUAACACUCUUUUAUAUGUCAUCAAUAACUUCAGCAAUAUUUCUGGGCAGCAGGAAAAAAACCACUUCUUUUUCUGGAUUGGUAGACAAGAUGAAUGGAAGAUUAUAAAGAUGGAAUGGCAAGUUCAUAAAUCAGGUGGGCAGAUGGUUAAAAGCGUACUUAGCACUACAUCCUCUCACCAUAUGAGUGUGUUUAAAGUCCCAGAUGAAACUAUAAAAGAAAUAGACAAGGUUCAACGUAAGUUCUGGUGGGGAAUAAAGGAUGGAAAGGGUUAUCAUUUCAUCUCAUGGACAGCUGUUGGGAAAGAUCAAGUUAUGGGAGGUUUGGGUUUUCGUGAUCUAUCUUGUUUCAAUCAGGCGCUUCUAGCAAGAACAGCAUGGCGUCUCUACAAUCAAAACGAUCAACUCUGCAAGGUCUUCAUAUGGCAUGAUGUUUCGAUUCCUGGCAAAAGCUCACCGCCAACUUCAACAAUACCAACCGAGGAAGCACAUAACUAUAAGUAUGUGUCAGAAUUAAUUGAUCAAGAUACAAGAUCUUGGAAACAACAACUAGUUCAACAGUUGUUCAAUCAAGAAGAUGCAACUAUUAUUCUCAAAAUUCGUAUCCCAAUGAUCAAAGAGGACAGACUUAUUUGGACUUUAACAAGAGAUGGCCAUUUCACUGUUAAAUCGGCAUACAAAAAGCUUGUUGUUAUUAAACAGAAUGGAAGUAUGGUCUACAACACAGCUGAAGCCAAAUUCUGGAAACAACUAUGGAGCUUGGAUACCCUACCUAAGGUGGAGCACCUUUUAUGGAAGUGCCUGACUGAUAUACUCCCAUCUAAUAAAAUAAUGGCAAGAGUCACAGUUUAUGGAGGAGGAAUCUGCAAAACAUGCAAUCAAAGGGUGGAAACUACUCGUCAUAUUCUCACUGAGUGUAUCUUUUCUAGAGCAGUUUGGCUUACUGUUCCAGAUGCAACGUAUAGCAUACAAAACAAUGGAAACUCUGUCGCAAAUUGGAUACGAAGCUGGUUCUCAGAUGGAAUGAAGGACCUAGUGGAUGAUUGGAUAAUAAGAAUGGCAAACACAGCGUGGGAAAUAUGGAAAGCUCGCUGCAACAACACUUUUCAGGAUAUAUCAAACCUAACCCAGUUGGAGUAA
Messenger RNA from Papaver somniferum (opium poppy), 2130 nucleotides. RefSeq lists its product as uncharacterized. Bases 1 to 2130 code for a protein of 709 amino acids. The transcript is spliced from 6 exons. Lineage: Eukaryota; Viridiplantae; Streptophyta; Magnoliopsida; Ranunculales; Papaveraceae. The record is from RefSeq and is a predicted model, not a curated record.